Messenger RNA from Tachyglossus aculeatus (Australian echidna), 2695 nucleotides. RefSeq names its product FtsJ RNA 2'-O-methyltransferase 3 (gene FTSJ3). The record is from RefSeq and is a predicted model, not a curated record. Lineage: Eukaryota; Metazoa; Chordata; Mammalia; Monotremata; Tachyglossidae. Gene Ontology annotation, molecular function: rRNA (uridine-2'-O-ribose)-methyltransferase activity; rRNA (guanine) methyltransferase activity. Gene Ontology annotation, biological process: maturation of 5.8S rRNA from tricistronic rRNA transcript (SSU-rRNA, 5.8S rRNA, LSU-rRNA); rRNA methylation; maturation of LSU-rRNA from tricistronic rRNA transcript (SSU-rRNA, 5.8S rRNA, LSU-rRNA). Gene Ontology annotation, cellular component: preribosome, large subunit precursor; nucleus; nucleolus.
GCGAGGCCCGAGGCCCCCCGGGCCCCCCGAAGCCCCCCGAAGCCCCCGCCAUGGGCAAGAAAGGAAAAGUCGGGAAGAGCCGCCGGGACAAGUUCUACCACCUGGCCAAGGAGACCGGUUACCGCUCCCGCUCGGCCUUCAAGCUAAUCCAGCUGAACCGCCGCUUCCAGUUCCUGCAGAAAUCCCGGGCCCUGCUGGACCUGUGCGCCGCGCCGGGCGGAUGGCUGCAAGUGGCUUCCAAGUUCAUGCCAGUGUCCAGCCUGGUCGUCGGAGUGGAUCUGGUCCCCAUCAAGCCGCUUCCCAACGUGGUCACCCUGCAGGAAGACAUCACCACUGAGCGCUGCCGCCAGGCGCUGCGGAAGGAGCUGCAGACGUGGAAGGUGGACGUGGUGCUCCACGAUGGAGCCCCCAACGUGGGGUCCAGCUGGGACCACGAUGCCUACUCCCAAGCCCACCUGAGCCUGCAGGCGCUCCGCUUGGCCUGCGACUUCCUUGCCCGCGGAGGCUGGUUCAUCAGCAAGGUGUUCCGCUCGCGCGACUACGCGCCCCUGCUCUGGCUCUUCCAGCAGCUCUUCUGCCGCGUCCAGAGCACCAAGCCCCAGGCCUCGCGGAACGAGUCGGCCGAGAUCUUCGUCGUCUGCCAGGGUUACCUGGCCCCCGACAAGAUUGACGGCAAGUUCUUUGACCCCAAGUACGCCUUCAAGGAAGUGGAGGUUCAGGCCAAGACCGUGACGGAGCUGGUGACCAAGAAGAAGCCGAAGGCCGAAGGCUACGCCGAGGGGGACCUGACGCUCUACCACCGCUUCUCGCUCACCGACUUCCUCCGGGCGCCCAACCCCGUCGACUUCCUCUCCAAGGCCAGCGAGAUCACCCUGGACGACCCUGAGCUGGAGGGCCACCCGGCCACCACCGAAGACGUGCGAGAAAGCUGCCGUGACAUCCGCGUGCUGGGCCGCAAGGAGCUGAGGUCCCUGCUCAACUGGAGGACAAAGCUGCGACGGUUUGUGGCCAAGAAGCUCAAAGAGCAGGCCAAGGCGCUGGACAUCAGCCUCAGCUCCGGGGAGGAGGACGCCGAAGAUGAGGAGCGGGACCAGAAGACGCAGCUGGAGGCCGAGAGGAAGAAGGAGGAGGAGGAGGAGGAGGAGCAGCUGCUGCACCGGAGCCUGGCCGAAAUGAAGGCCCAGGAGGUGGCAGAGCUGAAAAGGAAGAAGAGGAAGCUCCUGCGGGAGCAGCGCAAACAGCGCGAGCGCGUGGAGCUGAAGAUGGACCUGCCCGGCGUCUCCAUCGCCGACGGCGGCGACUCCUCUAUGUUCUCCCUGAGCGCCGUGCGCGGCCGACGGCUGAUGCAGGAAAUGGUCCGAGGGGACAUGGGGGCGGCCGACGCCUUGCUGGCCGAGGCCCCGGACGCGGACGUCUACCUGUCGGACGCCGACGACGCCAACGACGACCUGUCCUCGGACGGUGACCUGGACCCGGAGGAGCGGCCGGAAGCCAGGAGUCCCCGCCGGCGGGCGAAGCACCCGGGCGGCAAGAAGCCGGAGGAAGAAGAGGAGGAGGAAGAGGAGGAGGAGAACCCCUUGCUGGUGUCCCUGACAGACAAGGCCACCCUGCAGGAGCAGCAGACCAGCCUGUGGUUUUCCAAGGGCGCCUUCGUGGGGAUCGAAGAUGACGCGGACGAGGAGCUGGAGCUCCAGCAGAGCCAGGUGCUGCUCCGGGCGAGUCGGGCCCCCCGGCCGGACGCCCGAGGGAGCCGCGGAAGGGCCGGAGGGGACCCCCGGGAGCCCCCCGAGGCCGGGCCCGGGCCGGGAGAAGGCGGGGCCCCGGACCCCCUGGACCCCAGGGCCCAGGCCGGCUCCCCGGGGGAUACCGAGGCAGCAGCAGGCGCCGGCGGCUCAGAGAGCGACCACGACACCGACGACAGCAGCAGCAUCAGCAGCGAGGAGGAAGAGGGGGAGGCCCCGCGACAGCGGGCCCAGAAACGGGGCCGGCCGGAGGCGGGCGACGGCUUCGAGGUGGUGCCCAUAGAGGACCCAGGGAGACGGCGGGUCUUGGACGCCGAGGGCCUGGCGCUGGGGGCCGUCGUCGCCACCUCCCGCCGCGCCCGCCGCGACCUAGUGGACGCCUCCUUCAGCAGGUACGCGUUCAACGAGGAGGCGGAGGAGCUGCCGCCGUGGUUCGCGCAGGACGAGCAGCAGCACCGCACGCGCCCGCUGCCCCUGGACCGGCAGGAGGUGGAGCGCUACCGGGCCCGCUGGCGCCAGAUCGACGCCCGCCCCAUCCGCAAAGUGGCCGAGGCCAAGGCCCGCAAGAAGCGCCGGAUGCUGAAGAAGCAGGAGCAGACCAGGAAGAAGGCGGAAGCCGUGGUGGGCGCCGUGGACGUGUCCGACGGGGAGAAGGCGGCCCAGCUGCGCAGCCUCUACAAGAAGGCCGGCCUGGGCAAGGAGAAACGCCAGGUCACCUACAUCGUGGCCAAGAAGGGGGCCGGGGGCCGCAAGGUGCGGAGGCCCGCCGGCGUCAAGGGCCACUUCAAGGUGGUGGACACGCGGAUGAAGAAGGACCUGCGGGCCCAGCGGCGCCAGGACCGGAGGAAGAGGCGGAAGAAGAAGUGAGGGGCGGCCGGCCCCGUCCAACUUCUCUGGGAGCGGGCGGCGGGAUGGACGCGCCCGGACUUUGGAGGGAUUCAAUGAAGGGCGGA